Molecule: messenger RNA, 3532 nt
Organism: Suricata suricatta (meerkat)
Lineage: Eukaryota; Metazoa; Chordata; Mammalia; Carnivora; Herpestidae
Gene: PRPF18
Product: pre-mRNA processing factor 18
Exons: 11
Coding region: 146-1201 (351 amino acids)
Biological process (GO): generation of catalytic spliceosome for second transesterification step; RNA splicing
Cellular component (GO): U5 snRNP; U2-type post-spliceosomal complex; U4/U6 x U5 tri-snRNP complex
Source: RefSeq, a predicted model, not a curated record
UCACCUCAGCUUCCGCCGGAAGCGGUUCCUGUCAGUCGAUGUCCGGCGUUUGAGCUUGUUUGCGGUCUGUUCGGGGCGCCCGGGUGGGUGAGGCUGGGACCGAGGAGCCGGAGACGGAAGCUCGAGCGUCAACCCGAGCUGCGAGAUGGACGUUCUGAAAUCGGAGAUCCUCCGGAAGCGGCAGCUGGUGGAGGACAGGAACCUGUUGGUGGAAAAUAAAAAGUAUUUCAAGCGUAGUGAACUUGCAAAAAAAGAAGAGGAAGCAUAUUUUGAAAGAUGUGGCUACAAGCCUAUAAAUGAGAAGCCAUCUGGAGAGAUACAGCCAAAAGAGGAGAACCAGAAACCAUUAACUUCUUCGAAUCCAGUGUUAGAGCUUGAACUUGCAGAGGAAAAGUUACCCAUGACUCUUUCCAGGCAAGAGGUUAUCAGGAGAUUGAGAGAAAGAGGAGAACCAAUCAGACUAUUUGGAGAAACUGAUUAUGAUGCAUUUCAGCGUUUAAGAAAAAUAGAGAUCCUCACACCAGAAGUUAACAAGGGAUUGAGAAAUGAUCUGAAAGCAGCUUUGGAUAAGAUAGACCAGCAGUACCUCAACGAGCUUGUUGGUGGCCAGGAACCUGGGGAGGAAGACACACAGAACGACCUGAAAGUUCAUGAAGAAAACACCACAAUUGAGGAGUUAGAGGCACUGGGAGAGUCUUUAGGCAAAGGCGACGAUCCUAAAGACAUGGACAUCAUUACCAAGUUCCUCAAGUUUCUGCUUGGUGUUUGGGCUAAAGAACUGAAUGCCCGAGAAGAUUACGUGAAGCGCAGUGUGCAGGGUAAACUGAACAGUGCUACUCAGAAACAGACUGAGUCCUAUCUCAGACCGCUUUUCAGAAAGUUGCGGAAAAGGAAUCUUCCUGCUGAUAUUAAAGAAUCCAUAACAGAUAUUAUUAAGUUCAUGUUGCAGAGAGAAUAUGUAAAGGCUAAUGAUGCUUACCUGCAGAUGGCCAUUGGAAACGCCCCAUGGCCCAUUGGGGUCACCAUGGUUGGCAUCCAUGCCAGAACUGGUAGAGAAAAGAUCUUUUCCAAGCACGUUGCACAUGUUUUAAAUGAUGAAACACAGCGGAAAUAUAUUCAGGGAUUGAAGAGGUUAAUGACCAUCUGCCAGAAGCACUUCCCUACAGAUCCAUCAAAAUGUGUGGAGUACAAUGCCCUGUGAACUCUGUGCGACAGCUAGGUGCCGCGAAGCUUACAGGAACGCGGGCCAGACUGCUGCGAUGACCCACGAGACCGACGGGGGGGGGGGAGCUUCUGUGCUGGACUUCUGCCUAACGCGGCUCUCUUGGUUUUAAGAAACAGUAUUGACUCUCCGAUCACGUCUGGCUACAAACGGAUUUUUGUGUCAUUUACUUUAAAUAGGCAAAAAAUUAAGUUCUAAGGACUUUUCCUCAUAAUUUAAAUGUGUAGACAACUGUCACACAAGGGGGUUUAAGAUGCCUUUUUCCCUCUAGACCUGAGAGUUGGCAGAUGAUUAAAAAGGAACAUUUGAGGAUGGACUUAAUUAUUUCUGUAAAAUAUGGUAAUUUUCACAUUGUCUUUUAUGCAGUAUUUAUAAAAAAUAUUUUUAUAUAUUUCAGUGAAAAUAUGGGAUCAUUUAAUGAAACUCUAUAGUCCUUAAAUGUUGCUGAACUUUUGCCAUCUUGCAGUAGAAUUUGAAUGUAAAUGUUAUUACUGUGGAGUGUUGUUUUUCUUGCCUUUCAGGGCUUGCUCUUAUCUCGUAAGGAGUAUAAAUUUUAGCAUUCAUUAUCUCUCGGGACAGAUAGAAUUAAUAGGAAAUAGAAGUUUGGAAAAGAUGAUAUGCCAGCAGGAGUUUAAAUUACGUAACCCCAGAGUAUCGAGGUUCAAGGUGGGGACUGUCAAGCCAGCUAAGGAAUGGGACAUUUUGGUGCCGCUGCUUCUCCCCAGAAUAAGCCUGCCUGCUCGUGUCACUGUCACUGGGCCUGCGGUGGACCGCGGCUCCCAGCUGCCAAGCAGGGGAGUGGGAUUCUGGGACCCUUGUCCCUACCUGAAUCCUAGGUCGCGGGUCUGAUUUUCCACAGAUGAGGACUUCUGAAUCUCACAGUGUCCUACCCAGAUACGGGUGAUGAAUGGCUCCGCCCGGGAUGUCAGAGGACGUUAGCAGAGGAAGGUGGGUGAACAGAAUGCAGCCGAGCAGGUGGAGUGGCGCCGUCGGACAGCGGCCAGAGUGUGGGGCUCCCACCACGGGGCCUGAGUGCGCAGCGGUCCGCCCACCGAGUGCGUGACCGUGGGCGGCUUCAUGUUUCUCGGCCUCGUUUUCCCUGUCUGCAGUGGUAGUUCCUAAGUGCAGUAUGUACCCCGGAGCGCCGCGGCUGUGUUAAAGAAAAUGCUUAGCACGCUGCCUGGCAAGUGAGAGCUCAGUUAAUAUUCGUUACUGCGUCCUGGUCAUCAGCGUGUAGCUAGCGGAGCUUUCAUGCGGCCUGCGUUGAGAGGCCACAUGUGCUCACAGGAGGGUGACAGCAGAAACGGGGGUGGUGGCAGCAGCAGCCUUCCCGGCGGACACGUCACUGAAGGCUCUGUGGCCAAGGCCUCCGUCCAGGCUCUGGGACUUCCCCCUCCCUCAGCUCAGGCUCAGUUGUAAAGGUGAGAGGAUGUGGUGGGAGCUCGGGUCAGUGGAGCAGUAGAUGCGUGUAGAUGCUCACAGGUUCACGGUCACCUCCUCUGGCCCCUGUGGGAAGGCGCGAAAGCCACUUCUGGCCACUUGUGUGUAGCCGUGCCCAUCUGAUCAUUUCUGCUGGUGUUUGCACAGCGGGGCUGAAGCCACUGCUUUGAAUUGAAUCAGGCCUCCUCCCUAACCCCCUCCCCACUUUGGAAACGAUUUCUUAUAAUCGAAUUGGUUAAGAGAGCUUACCGUAGGGCAGAUGAGAGACUCUCGGAAGACGGGACGCUAGUCUAGACUUCCGUCACACCGUUUCCGGUGGUGCUGGUUGGUACAUACUGUUGCAUGAAUACUCCCCAGGUUACUUUUCUUUACUUCCAGGUCACAGCAUGGUCGUCGUUAAUAUUGUGUUGUCUUCCCAUUUGCUGUUAAUAUAUUAAGGGAGAAACUCUAUCUGACACCAGUACCUUCUAAAAUCGAGCACUAUGGGUAGAAGGUUUGGGGGGGGGGAAUGGAAACAUCUGUAGUCCUGUUAACGUUAACCAUUUUUGGCUUGAGUAGAGAGAAGCAGGUUAAUAGAAAAGUUUUCCAUUACCCUGAACUUAAAGGUCUUCUGGUUAGUGAAAAUAAUUAUGUGGCUCCAUUGAACAGCGACCUCCCGCAUUCUCCAAAUCACGAAAAUUUUAGUUCAGCAGGUACUACGUACUUCUGGGUUUAGCUAUUUUUAAAACGACAAAGGCAUCCUUUAAAAAUCACAGUCCUGAAAUAACUGUUCUUUCCUUUCCUCAUUACCGCCAGGCUAGAUUCCUGUCCUAAGGAGUUCUGUCUUUCUGGAUUCCAAUUUAAUAAAAUGCUGGUUUUCUCUCACAAGUA